GUCUAGUUUGCUACAUUGCUCAUUGGAUGCAUGUUGGCAAAAUCGAGUUCUUCUGGGCAGAUACUGAGAGCAACUCAGCUAACAUCACCGUGUUGUCGAAGCUCUUAACACUAAUGGGAGGAGUUGGUUUGGGCGUCUCUGUUAGCUUCAUGAAGAAGGCCUUCGUAUUUUCCUCCCCGGCUGACAAAG
Perkinsus marinus ATCC 50983 is the source of this 189-nucleotide messenger RNA. RefSeq lists its product as hypothetical. The record is from RefSeq and is a predicted model, not a curated record. The annotation marks the transcript as partial. NCBI's taxonomy places the organism in Eukaryota, Perkinsozoa, Perkinsida, Perkinsidae. The transcript has a single exon.